This is a messenger RNA of Andrographis paniculata, 567 nucleotides long. Its product is annotated as cytochrome b561 and DOMON domain-containing protein At5g47530-like. The record is from RefSeq and is a predicted model, not a curated record. Bases 1 to 567 code for a protein of 188 amino acids. The transcript has a single exon. Lineage: Eukaryota; Viridiplantae; Streptophyta; Magnoliopsida; Lamiales; Acanthaceae.
AUGGCUGCAGUUUCUGUGCUCAAAUUCCUUGUUAGUCUUCUUGCUUCAGUUUUUGCCAUUUCCUCUGCUCUAAAAUGCUCCCACACCACUUUCUUACACAAAAGAGUGUUUAAAUCCUGUGUGGAUCUUCGACAUUUAGGUGCUCAACUUUACUGGAAUUACGUUCCAUCCCAUGAAAAGGUUUCGAUAGCUUACAGGGCAAAACAAGUUCCAACGGGAUGGAUUGCAUGGGGGAUCAACCCCACAAGGCCUGGCAUGAUCGGAUCACAAGCUUUGGUUGCUUUCCAUAAUGCCGACGGAAGAAUGAUCGUUUAUCCAACAUCCAUAAAGAGCUACGACCCUUCAAUGCUGCCAGAGAAACUUAGUUUUCUUGUUUCGAAUAUAUCAGCAGAAUAUGCAAACAAUGUGAUGACAAUAUAUGCUACUGUGGGGCCACUGAAAAAUGGUAGUGUUGUCAAUCAUGUAUGGCAAGCAGGAAGUUCGGUUUCUGGAAACGUUCCUCAGAUGCAUGCAACCUUUCCUUCGAACCUUCAAUCAGUGGGGAAAAUAGAUUUCUAUUCAGCUUAG